Daphnia carinata is the source of this 2414-nucleotide messenger RNA. Its product is annotated as CLK4-associating serine/arginine rich protein-like. The transcript is spliced from 15 exons. The record is from RefSeq and is a predicted model, not a curated record. Bases 124 to 2175 code for a protein of 683 amino acids. Lineage: Eukaryota; Metazoa; Arthropoda; Branchiopoda; Diplostraca; Daphniidae.
GGGUUUGACGGUUUUGAUCUGACGGAAAGGUUAUAUACAAACUGUUCUUUGAUGUGCAUCCCGUAAAACAUAUUUUUGGAAGUCCAUAACAAUAGCAAGAAAGAUCAAUUACCAUAGAUCAAUAUGUGGCACGAAGCGAGAAAGCAAGAGCGUCUUUUAAAGUCCAUGAUGGUAGAUCACAGAAGAAGGGCAGAAAGGCGUCGAGAAUAUUACGAAAAAACUAAAGGAGAUCCAGCUCAGUUCCUUCAAGUUCAUGGCCGGCCCAUGAAAAUCCAUGUUGAUCCUAGUAUUGCAGCUAUUGCAGACAGCCCUGCUACCAUGAUGCCAUGGCAAGGUCAGCCAGAUAUCUUGAUCGACCGGUUUGAUGUUAGAGCCCAUCUGGAUUUUAUCCCUUGCCGCCCAAAAAGAGAUGACAGUGACACAGAUCUUGGUCCCAGUGAAGAAGUGUGGGAAGAAAGACAAGCAAGCUAUGAGAGAUAUAGAAUUCUUGUGCAAAAUGAAUUUAUUGGAGUUUCAGAGGAAAAGUUUCUACAUCAAAUAUUGCUUGAAGAGCAAUUUGGACCAGUUCAAAAAUUAGGCGAAGAAGAAAAGAAAAAAAUGCUUGCUCCAAAGAAAGCUGCAAUAGGAUUUGUUUAUGAUGAUUCUUCGCCAUCAUUAUCGGCAGCUGCUGCUUCAACCUCGCAUAAUAUUCCUUUGGUUCCUCCAGAAGCAAUUGAAGAAGAUGAAUCCGAUAGUGACGUCGAUCUAGAUUUGUCUAUUGCCGUGGACAAACUGACCACUGAGCAAAUGCAUGAAGUCAAUAAGUGUGCGCUUCAUUAUGGAUUAGGACGGCAGGACUUCAUGUCACUACUCACUCGUGAUUUGGAUGAACAAGAAUCAUUACGAAUUGCCAAGGAGGAAGAACAGGAGCGAGCGAUGUAUUCCGGAAGAAAAGCUAGGAAAGAGCGGCGGGCGUUCAGAGAACAAAAACUGCAAGCGUUGCUAAUGAAUCGAUGUCUUAGUCCGCCAAGUUACGCUACUAGAGCAAGCCCAACUUAUGAUGGACAGUUUCGCCGUUCUAAAUCAGUGUCAAAGUCACGGUCGCCCUCACCAUUCGAAGGCGGAAUCAAAUUUAUCACAUCGUUUGGUGACGAAGAUUCAGAUCCUGGAGGAAAAACGAUAAAUUCUCGGUUUGCCAACAAAACCCGCGAUAAAGAUUUAUCAAGUAGCAGAAGAUCAUUAGGUUCCACAGCUUCCUCGGCUCGAGACAGAGGUGGCCGCCCUACAAGUAGUGGCCGUGAAGAAUCGAAAGUACAAGAAAGACGACGUUCUCGCUCGAGAUCGGUAGGCCGUCGCGCUAGGUCUCCUGUAUCCCACAGUUCGAGAGCAAAGAAAGAGAAAAAACCCGAAUAUAAUUAUAAAACAGAGCGCUCUGGAUCUCGCUCUCACAGAAGAUCACGCUCACCACGUCAUCGCCGCACUCGUUCGCGAUCAAGGUCUCGCCGUCGUUCCCGUCAUUCAAGAUCACGCUCUCGCUCUUAUUCUCCGCGAAGUAGCAGACGCCAAAGAAAGCGCUCAUUUUCACGAGAGCGCAGUCGGAGAAAAUCACCGUCAUCUUCCUCGAGGUCAUCCUCUUCGCGGUCGUCAUCGUCGCCUCCUUCAGUCCGAUCCACUUCACCCAUCCAACCAACUGUAUCGUCCGCCCUGCCAACUCGAGAAAUACGCCAAAUUAGUCCACCCGAGAUACCCAAUCCACCUCCUGCCCCUCCAUUUCGGCGUUAUUAUGGGCGCCAGAAAAGCGACUCUGAUUUAUCCCUUUCGGAUACGGAGCUGACGCCAUCAUCCAAGAUUUCAGCGUCCUCGUAUACAACGCCUAAGCCUUCUGUUUCCACCGUGACAGGUUCAAGUGGUAGAAGCACUGGUGCAACCAAAAAUACGCUGACGCCUCAAGAACGCUUAAAGCGCAAGAUGCAGGCAGCUCUCAACAAACAAUACAAGGCGGAUAAACGCGCAGAAAAGGAGAAACUACAAAAAGUGGAACAAGAAAGGGUGAAUCGAGAGGAAGAAAUGCGUGAAUUGGCACUCCGACUACGUCGCAAGGAGCGUAUGCGCCGCCAUGCUGCAAAAGGAGAAUCUGGUUCUUCUAGCCCAUCGUCUCGUUCACAGUCACGCUCACCAUCUCGUACGCCGUCGUAAGAGAUAGCACUCUUAUCCUGAACGGAUGCAGACCAACGUUGGACAAAUACAUCAUAAUUUUUCUUGAGUUUCAUAUGCAAUAAUCUGAUAAGGCACCUGAUGGGACCUUAGAAAAAUUUACCUAGGAACUCUAGUAUAAAGUCUAUUCGAUCAUUAAAGGCAAAUUUAUUGACAACGUAAUUCACAAAAUUCAACGUGCGAGCAUGAUUCAUCACAUAAAAUACAAUGGUUAAAUUUCA